This is a messenger RNA of Hyla sarda, 4772 nucleotides long. RefSeq names its product S-phase cyclin A associated protein in the ER (gene SCAPER). The record is from RefSeq and is a predicted model, not a curated record. The transcript has 31 exons. The coding region runs from base 239 to 4408 and encodes 1389 amino acids. Lineage: Eukaryota; Metazoa; Chordata; Amphibia; Anura; Hylidae.
UGGCUCCCACUGCUUACAAACAACUCACGAGUCGACAUAUCUGGAACGCGAUUGGGCGGUAGACGUUGUUCGUCAGAUAAUUCUUUCUCUGGCCAGCCAAUCACGUGGUGACUUCUGCUCUACGUUCCAGACUUUGAGAUCUGGAGACCACGCCCCCUGAGUCCGGCGCCUGCGCGUCCCACCUUUCCGGUCAGUUGCCGGUGACACCGGAGGGCGGAGGGAACGCUACGGCAGCCGGAUGGCUUCUUUUCAAAGAUCUAAUAGUCAUGACAAGGUUCGUAAGAUUGUGGCAGAAGAAGGGCGUACUGCCAGAAACCUGAUAGCCUGGAGCGUCCCUCUGGAGAGCAAAGAAAGUGAAGGAAAAGCCAAAUGGCCAUGUGGAAAACUGAAGAGAGGAGCCCAUGGAACGCACAAACCUCCUAAACCGAAUAGCUCGUUACACUGCAAAUUGAGUGUUAACUCUGCAAAUGACAAAAGUCAAUAUAAAAGCCCAUCCAAAACAAGGCUUCCUCGGAAAGUGGAUCUUCGUGCAAGAUAUUGGGCAUUUCUCUUUGACAAUCUCCGGAGAGCUGUCGAUGAAAUCUAUGUAACUUGUGAAUCAGACCAGAGUGUUGUUGAAUGCAAGGAAGUGUUAAUGAUGCUUGACAACUAUGUGCGGGAUUUUAAGGCCCUUAUUGAUUGGAUCCAGCUACAGGAAAAGUUGGAGAAAACAGACGCUCAGAGCAGACCUACCUCAUUGGCAUGGGAAGUGAAGAAAAUGUCUCCUGGACGCCAUGUCUUGCCUAGUCCGUCAUCUGAAAGAGUGAGCUCCACUUCAAGUGCAAGGAGGACACUCAAUUUUGGAGGUCCUACACUCACGUUGACUGCCGGACGUUUGACUCAUUCAGGUGUCAGCUGGGCUGAUAAAGUGAAAGCAAACCAUGGAGUUUCUGGAAGUAAUCCGGCCCCAGAGAUUGUUCAUCCAUGUACAUCCGACCAGAUGCAGAGAGCGCUGCACGAGAAUGAUAGGAUCGAUGCUGAAGGAUGGGAAACUGUUCAGCGUGGCAGACCUAUUCGUGCCAGAUCCUCUGCUGUGACUAUCAAGUCUGAUCCCCCUUCAGCUCCGGAGCAUAAACUAAAGGAUGACAGUGACAAGGAAAAUAUUUGUUCCAAACUUCCAGUUAAAGCCCUUGAAAAGACUGUCAAAUCAGAGCUCCCUCCUGUACUUGUUGAACCUCCCACGAAGGAGUUGCUUUGUCCAUGUGAAAUUCCGCUGACAGAGAUCACUCAGUUCACAGUCCACAAGGCAUUAGAGGAGAUAAAGAGCACAGGAACCUUUGCACCACAGACAACCCCAUCCCUGCCCUGUCUGGACAUCCCUGUUGUGUUUCUGGACCCACUGUCUAAGCUGAGAAAGUCUGAGGUCACCUGCACCAUCGACCCCACAGGGGAAGGGAGGAGCAGUAGUGAUCUGGACCUUUCAAACGUGAGUGCUGGAAAAUUGUCUAUGGCAGAGGUUCUUGCAAAAAAAGAAGAACUUGCAGACCGUCUGGAGAAAGCCAAUGAAGAGGCCAUAGCCAGUGCUAUAGCAGAAGAAGAGCAACUAACCAGAGAGAUUGAGGCUGAAGAAAAUGACAUUGAAAUAGACAAUGAAAGCGAGUUCUCGGCUAGUAUAGGCAGUGGGAGCAUGUCAUUUAGUGGGAUGUCCAUGGAUUGGAAUGAGGUUUUAGCAGACUAUGAAGCACGAGAGUCUUGGAGACAGAACACAUCCUGGGGAGACAUAGUAGAAGAGGAACCCUCUAGACCACCAGGUCAUGGAAUCCAUAUGCAUGAAAAGCUCUCUUCCCCUUCCAGAAAAAGGACAAUUGCUGAAUCCAAAAAGAAGCAUGAAGAGAAACAACUAAAAGCACAACAGCUGAGAGAGAAGUUGAGAGAAGAAAAAGCUUUUAAGCUUCAGAAACUUCUAGAAAGGGAAAAGGAUGUGCGAAAGUGGAAGGAGGAAUUACUAGAGCAGAGACGCAAAAUGAUGGAUGAAAAGUUGCUUCAUGCAGAAUUUAAGCGGGAUGUUCAGUUACAAGCCAUUGUGAAGAAGGCUCAGGAAGAGGAAGCCAAGGUAAAUGAAAUUGCCUUCAUCAAUACCUUAGAAGCACAGAACAAGCGCCAUGAUGUCCUAGCUAAGUUAAAGGAGUAUGAGCAAAGGCUUAAUGAGCUGCAAGAAGAACGUCAGCGUAGACAGGAAGAGAAGCAAGCUCGUGAUGAAGCUGUACAGGAACGUAAGCGGGUGCUAGAAGCAGAACGUCAGGCUCGUGUUGAGGAGCUGUUAAUGAAGAGGAAAGAGCAGGAAGCUCGAAUAGAAAUGCAAAGGCAAGAAAAGGAGCGAGCACGAGAGGAUGCAGCUAGGGAAAGAGCUAGGGACAGGGAAGAAAGGUUGGCCGCUCUGACAGCAGCCCAGCAAGAGGCUAUGGAGGAGCUGCAAAAGAAGAUCCAGUUAAAGCAUGAUGAAGGUGUUCGCAGACACCUAGAACAAAUAGAACAACGAAAAGAAAAAGCAGCAGAGCUGAGCAGUGGACGGCAUGCAAACACAGACUAUGCACCUAAACUUACCCCGUAUGAACGGAUAAAGCAGUGCACUCUCUGUGGAGUAUCGAUCUCUUCUGAGGUUUAUCUGUUCAGUCAUAUUAAAGGAAAAAAGCACCAGUUGACCGUACGAGAAAACAGCAGCAUCCAGGGUCGGGAAUUAUCAGAUGAAGAGGUGGAACAUCUUUCUCUGAAAAAAUAUAUUGUGGAUGUUUUGGUUGAGACACCUAUUCCUGUAGAACCUGUAAAGGAUGGUGAAGAGAAGCAAAAAAAUAAAAAGAAAGUUAAAAAGCUGAAGACCCGGAUUAAUUCAAAAGUGAAAGAAUAUGAGAGUGUUCUGGAAACAAAAACUCCUGUGUCUGAUUCUCCAUACAAAGCUAAGCUACAGCGACUAACCAAAGAUGUUCAGAAACAGUUACAAAUACAAGAUAAUGGAUCCUGGGCUACCAAUAAAGUGUCUGCUCUUGACAGGACAUUGGGGGAAAUUUCUCGAAUCCUAGAGAAGCAGAAUGUUUCUGACCAAAUAUUGUUUCGGGCUGCUGGUGGACUAUCAGUAAUGGAACAGAUCCUGCAAAUGGUCACACCGCUAGGUAAUUCAAGCUCAUCUUUACGGGUCCCUCUCAAGUCUGUCUGCAAUGCUGUGAAUAUCUACAUGUUAACCUGCAAUAACAGUCCAGAAAAUUGCACUUAUGUCCUUAUGAGCAGUAAAAUCACGUUUCUUCUUGAGCUUCUUAUACAACAGUUGUCGCUAGUUGUUCCAGAUGAUGAAAAGUCGACUAUCAUAAAGAGCCUCAACAAGCAGAUCUUUGAUGGUUUGACCACUGGACUUCUUCAGCUGCUCUCUAAAAUAUUUUCAUACCUGACAACCAUUUCUCCAGGAGGAAGUGGGCAGACUGACACCAUAAAAAUAAAGGCCGAUGCCAAAACUAAAUUGUCUCCAGCUGAUGCCUUUACCGGUCGUAUCCAAGAUAUCAUCAGUUACACAAUUAAUAUUGGUCUAAUCGACAAGCUGUCUGGCUGCUUCAUCUCUAUACAAGGUCCUCUUGAUGAGAGUCCUAAAGUGGCAGCAUUCCUUCAAGCAGCAACUACCCUGCUGCAUGAACUUUGCAGACUUUCUAUUUCUAUAACUCCAAGCUCUUGGGACAUAUUUGAAAGCAGUCAGGAUCCCACAGGCCUGUCAGCGGCCCUUCAGAGCUCAGAUCUUGUCGGAGUUGUGCAUAUGUUGUAUUGUUCACUGUUCCACAAUUCCUCCUCUGAACCCAAUGUUUCCAGCUCCAAAGAGACCUAUGAGCAGAAUACUAUUCAAGUGGCAGUACAAAGCUUGCGCUUUCUUAACAGUUUUGCUACACUUCAUCUCCAGUCAUUUCAGUCUGUUGUAGGUGCAGAGGGCCUCUCUCUUGCUUUUCGACAUGUGAUCAGUUCCCUGAUUUGGUUUUGCACCCAGUACACCUGUGAAGAUCUUCUUCAUGAGAUCAUUGUAUGUGUUGGGUACUUCACAGUGAACCAUGCUGACAAUCAGGUCAUUGUCCAGUCUGGCCGUCACCCUACUGUCCUUCAGAAACUCUGCCAGCUCCCCUUCCAGUAUUUUAGUGACUCCCGGCUGGUCCGGCUCCUUUUUCCCACAUUGAUCUCCGCCUGCUACAACAACCUACAAAACAAACUGAUUCUGGAACAGGAGUUAAGCUGUCAGCUGCUCGCUACUUUUAUUCAGGACUGUUUGCAAGGAUCAAGUCAUCCCGACAGCAAGACGUCUCUGUACAAAGAUUAUAGGCAGCAGUAUUUGGAAUUCUCCUGCCGCUUUCCACAUCAUUGCUGGGAACCCUCACAACUAUUUUUCUUAAAAAAAGACUAAGUUUCUAAUAGCCAUUUCUUUUUAGCCUUUUAAUAUGAAAGAAUUGCUUCAGGAUCUUGGCCUCUCAUAUUGUACACAGGAUUGUGAUGCCGUGUAAUAUUGUGCUGCGUGUACAAAUGCCUCCAUAUGUUCCAUGUGCACUAUUUAUAUGUCCAGUGUGUAGAUACUGUGUGCUGUGAGAUUUUGCCCGCAUGCUAAGUUGGCUGAUCCAUUUUUAUUCACUGCUCACUGCCGAAGGAUUCACAUCUUGCCCUUUGUUUAGUUGUGAGUUGUGAUCGUUUGGCAGUGGCCAAUAACUGUAAUAAAGUUAAUAUGUAUGUUACAUAUAAAUAUAUAUAUAUUGCAAUAAAAUAACUUAUUUUCA